AUGAAUCGAUUAAUCAAGGCUAAGAAACCGCGGCCGGAUACUCCGAUUUUCCGUUCCAAAAAGCGAGGGGUUCUCGCCGAUGCUUUGGAAAUGGCUUCCCAAUCGCCUAUCGCCGCUAAACUGUUCCAAAAGGCUACAGAGCAAGGCGAAAAUUUGCUUGGCAAGGUGAUUGGAUCAGCGCGAAAGGCCACGCGAGGCGCGCCAUUGCAAACACUGCCACGCUGUUCUCCUAUCUUCGAAUAUCGAGCCGGAAAACGUAAACGAACCUCUUCUGGCCGGAAAUCACCAAGCUCCGCCUCGCCUCGGUACUCGCCCGAAAAGAAGAAGAAAAGAGGGCUUAUCAAGCGAGCCAAAAAGCGCGCUACGCUUUAUGGAAAAUCUGCGCUCCAGAUUGCUAAUGCGGUCCGAAAAACCCACCCACAUUGA
This is a messenger RNA of Oikopleura dioica, 426 nucleotides long. NCBI's taxonomy places the organism in Eukaryota, Metazoa, Chordata, Appendicularia, Copelata, Oikopleuridae. The record is from the annotation of a GenBank genome assembly.